Nymphaea colorata (pocket water lily) is the source of this 1306-nucleotide messenger RNA. RefSeq names its product 50S ribosomal protein L5, chloroplastic. The record is from RefSeq and is a predicted model, not a curated record. Gene Ontology annotation, cellular component: ribosome; cytosolic large ribosomal subunit. Gene Ontology annotation, molecular function: RNA binding; structural constituent of ribosome. The coding region runs from base 100 to 930 and encodes 276 amino acids. The transcript is spliced from 3 exons. Lineage: Eukaryota; Viridiplantae; Streptophyta; Magnoliopsida; Nymphaeales; Nymphaeaceae. Gene Ontology annotation, biological process: translation.
GCGUAAUUUUAGCUGUCCUAUCCGUUCGGCAAGGAAAGAGUCGGAGAAGCGAGGAACUGACAUUGCGGGAGAGGCCACACUCCCUUCUCUGUAGCUUCAAUGGCUUCGUCUUCCGCCAUUCUUCCCUGUAAUCUGAAGCUCCGCUCUUCAUUCACUCCUUCGGUCUCUCUGCAACAUUACCAACAACGAAAGUGUGGGCUGCGACCAUCCACCCAUGGGCUUAGGGUGGUGAGGGCGUCCGCUGCUCCGGCGGUGGUGUCGACGUCCCCGACGGGCGUCGUCCUUGUAGACCGCUCGGACGCGGAGAAGGUUCACCGCCUGAAGACCGCCUACCUAGAGAAGGCCGUUCCGCUCCUCAAGGAGGAGUUCUCCUACACCAACAUACACGAGGUGCCCAAGAUAGAGAAGAUCGUGGUGAAUUGCGGAAUUGGGGAUGCCGCGCAGAAUUCGAAGGGCUUGGAGGCUGCGAUGAAGGAUCUGAGUCUGAUUACGGGGCAAAGGCCUGUCAAGACCAAGGCUAGGCAGUCCAUUGCUGGGUUUAAGCUCCGGGAGGGUUCUACCGUCGGCAUUGCCGUCACUCUCAGAGGAAAUCUGAUGUAUUCAUUCUUGGAUCGGCUGAUAAACUUGGGGCUUCCUAGGACUAGAGAUUUUCAGGGUGUGAACCCUAACAGUUUCGAUGGACAUGGGAAUUACAGUAUUGGGAUGCGUGAGCAGAGUGUGUUCCCUGAAAUUAGGUUUGAUGCUCUAGGGAAGCCAAGAGGAAUGGAUGUUUGCAUAACAACCACAGCAAAGACAGAUAAUGAAGCUCAGAAGCUACUAUCCCUCUUGGGUAUGCCAUUCCGCCAAGGUGUGAGCACGGCCCCACUUGUCAGAAAGAAGAAGCUAAAAGCUGUUCAUUUUGAUUCCAAAAAAUCUAAAGGAAGGAAGUAAUGAUAGUUGAGAUUAUGAAGGGAACUCUAGGGAGUCAUGUUUUUAUCCUUUUUCCCUUUGAACAACGAUCUCUUUUAUCUCAUUGUGUUAUCGGAAUUAGAGAAAUUCUAUGCUCCAAUCUUCUGUUUGUAGCACCAUUCUUUUGAAUCAAGCUUAGAGUUUGGCAUCAUCUUCUGCUUGGUUUGUUAUGGGAAUCUGAACUCUUUCUGGUACGAUCUUCUUUCUAUGCAACGUCCUAAAGUCUGAUGUUCUUCUCCAGUUGUUGGAGCGCACUUGGGAUGAGAUAGGUUUGAAUUCUCUUUUGCUACCUACCCAAGUGUCAUUGUCAUUGGUGGAGCUGUAACUCUUUAAUUCAAUGAGUAAAUUCUUAGAUGCA